Molecule: messenger RNA, 1041 nt
Organism: Physella acuta
Lineage: Eukaryota; Metazoa; Mollusca; Gastropoda; Physidae
Source: RefSeq, a predicted model, not a curated record
UCGCUGAGAUCGAGAGUAGAACGACGUCACACUUAGGACAACUUGGACGUUUUUUAGAGCGAAACAAAACCAUCGCCAGUUACCAAAUCUCUCCCGUCAUACAGCGCGGCGGUUCGUCAACUACAAGAACAAAAAUCGACUCCUCAAAAUUUUGGUCAUUAUUCGCUGUGAAAUCUGUCGGAAGAGUGAAAAGUGCUGAGCUGUGCUAAGGUUGUGGUCAACUUGUGGUCAACUUGUGAGACCAGACACAGGAUACAUUUCUCGUUGUAAAGCGCGUGCAGCAUGGAGAUCUAUGUCAGCCUGACCUUGCUGUUUGUCUUACUGUCACAUAGCCCGGCCUGCGGGGAGACUUCCACGAACGAGGAAUCUUUACAACGAACACUAGUGGAGAGAAUGGACACAAUCAAGAGUGAGUUGUCUGACGUCAUCAGGCUCAUGCGGUCUCUGGACGAAUCGCUGGACAAUGCUUUGUACAACUGUAUGGGUAUCGAGAGCGAGUUGUGUGACGCUCUGUUGGUGCAAGUAGGUGAGUCACCACGUGACCUCUCCUCGCUGAUUGGUCGGGGCAAGCGGCUAGCUGUGGACGACCACGCCUACCACAAAAGUUUAAGUUUACUUGGUGAAAUCAAGAGGAAAAAAGAAAUGACCAAGCGACUAAUGAGGCAGUUUAAUUAUGCUGACUCAGUGCUAACGAAUGAAAGGAAACGCUCCUGUGACGUCAACCUGGGCUUCCACUGCCAGACGGCGGAGAUUUCGGACUUUGCAGAUUUCUACGAUUACCUGAAGAGUCCCCACAGUCCAGGCAAGAAGCGGUCAGUUCGUGCAGUGCUCUAAGUACUGGCAUCUACGUGCUGGAGCCAGGUCCACCCAACAGCGCCAAGAGAAAUCUUGCUACAUGAGAAAGACAAGAAACAACAGUGGUGACGUCAUUUUAAGGUUGUGAUAUAAAAAGAAACAUUUUUUUUUCAGUUCUAUUUUUACUAGUCAAAAUAUUUUUCGUUGAUUUUGACACAAGAAAUAAAAGGUCAUUUCAUAAUUGUC